Messenger RNA from Vanessa atalanta (red admiral), 1116 nucleotides. RefSeq lists its product as uncharacterized. The transcript is spliced from 5 exons. Bases 11 to 733 code for a protein of 240 amino acids. The record is from RefSeq and is a predicted model, not a curated record. Lineage: Eukaryota; Metazoa; Arthropoda; Insecta; Lepidoptera; Nymphalidae.
GUUGGAUAUCAUGGCAGUCAUGGGUUGUUUGUUACAUUUCGCAAUUGUUGGACUCCAAGUUUCAAGUACCUUAGCAUCAGGUACCGUCCCUUUGACUAGUUUUCUUCAGAACCAAAAUUUCUUUAACAUAUUCAGAAGAGACACUGAUUUUACUCCUUAUCAUGGGGCACCAACAAAACCCCCACAAUUUGACGCUUUGAGAGUAGACGCAAUUGAUUUGAACAAGGAUGGUUGGAGAUAUAACACAACAAAUCUAGUAUACAGUGGCCUAAAUGAAGCAGUUUUAGAUGACUUUGGAUUUAAUUUCAUGUCUAAUAUUACUCACAUAACCUUCCAUACCGAUAUGGUGGUCACGUGUCAAUACAUUACGGAUGGAAAGUUAUUUUCGCAACCCAUUAGCGGGGAAGGAUCCUGUAUCGUACAUCUCAAAAAUAUUCAAUUCGGUAUGAUCAUGCCAUUCAGUAUUCUUGAAGACUCUGGUCAACAGUAUAUAAAUCUUAGAAACUACCGUUACUUUUACGAUGUAAGAGAUAAUGCUGAUUUUACUUUACAAAAUCUUUACUAUGGAGACAAGGAAUCAAGUCACAAGAUGCAUUAUCUCCUAAACUAUAAUUGGAAAUUUGUCACAGAACGAUAUUCACCAAUUUUUAUAGACGCAGCCGCUGAUUAUAUGUUUGAAAUGUUCAGAAACAACAUGCUUGAUAUGCCUUUAAAGAAUCGCGUUGGUCACUAGACACAAAUUUUAAUUAAUAAUGAGUCUCGUUUAAAAUUAAUAAAAAAAUUAUUAUAUUAUUUUAGGAAUUAUUUUAAAAGCUUUCGUGAUUUGAUGUUUUGAAGAUAGUAAGUAGUUGAUAAUUUUUUUUUUAUUUUGACGUUUAAUUUUUGACAAUUUAUUAAUAUCAACUAAUGUGAUGCAAGACACAAUUACCUGAAAAAAAUAUCUACAAUAGAAGUAGAAAUUACAAUACUUUAAAGAUGCAGUUUUUUCUUUCUUUAUUUUAUCUACAACGGUCUAUUGUGAUGAUGUCGUCUUGAUAUCGGACAUGUCGUCAAUCUCAUGGGAGACCAAACUACUACGCAGGAUGUAUUAAAGUGCACAAGUGCGUGCGCAAAGAC